GGCAUGAGAUCCUUGUACAAUGUGCAGCACAUGCAGCGCCUGGUAAAGACCCAGCCAUUGCAAUUGGAAUUGCGUCACUGCUGCCUUCUGGGAGUUGAAGCAGAAAGAUGAGAUGUAAUGAGCGGGAGUAAGCUCAUGGCACGAUUGGAUGACGCUGAUCCCAUGGGGUUGGACUCGUUGGAGGUUGAAUUUUACGAACACGUGAGCCACGAUAUGCGCCGUGCACGCUCCGAGAAAGGUUUGGCGUCAGUUCACGAGUCGACCGAGCUGGAACCAAAGACGGCUGUACCUUGUACAAACGUCCGUUCUCUUCACCUUCUUUUCGGUGGUGCUCCAUUCCAAAUAUCCUGCUUAACUCGGCUGCCCUUUAUUAUUGACAAUUCCCAUCAUCCUGAAUCGACAAAAUUGCAUGUCGAUUUGCCGUCUUUCCGGGCGAUAACCUUUCCUUAUCCAUAUCAUCGAGCUCUCACGACUCCGCGGCCUGUGGCUUCUUCGUUCAUCUCAACUCGGGUGCCCCGAAUCUUGCCUAGCAUCGGCUGCGGUAAUUUGCAACUCUGCUGCUUCCCAGAACCUUGAUUUUUCUGGGCUCAAUGAUCGUUCCCAAUGAUAUGCCGCUCUUUUGAAUCCUCUUCGCUUGGCGCAGCUGGGCUGACGGUUGCCAAAAAGCCUUCAUUGUGCUUCCUUUCACAUAGAAGAGCUUGUCUGAACAGCCAUUAGGUCUCAGUCUCGUUGCGGAAGGCAAUGGUCCUGGAGUCGUGAAUCGGCAUUCGAAAUCCUCGAAUUCGCUCAUGUUUGCCGCAGAAAGCAACG
Molecule: messenger RNA, 810 nt
Organism: Aaosphaeria arxii CBS 175.79
Lineage: Eukaryota; Fungi; Ascomycota; Dothideomycetes; Pleosporales
Exons: 2
Coding region: 118-576 (152 amino acids)
Source: RefSeq, a predicted model, not a curated record